This is a messenger RNA of Rhodamnia argentea, 758 nucleotides long. RefSeq lists its product as uncharacterized. The transcript has a single exon. The record is from RefSeq and is a predicted model, not a curated record. NCBI's taxonomy places the organism in Eukaryota, Viridiplantae, Streptophyta, Magnoliopsida, Myrtales, Myrtaceae. Bases 70 to 735 code for a protein of 221 amino acids.
CUCUAUCUCUGUUCCUCUCGCAGGCGCAGACGCAGACACAGAUUCAGAUUCAUUCAAAUCUGCAUUUUCAUGGGAAAUGCCGUGUCGCCGUGUUGGCACCACCAACGGAGCUCCAGAUCACAGGUCAAGCUCGUCUUCUGGGAGGGAGCGACGAGGACGCUGACCGGCAAGCACGUCGCCGGCGAGAUCAUGUUCGAGUUCCCGGACAAGAUGGUGUGCCACGCGGGCUCCUUCUUCCUCGGCCGCCCGAUCCCCGCCCUCGCCCUCGACGACCCCCUCGUGCGCGGCGAGACCUACUUCGUCCUCCCCCUCGACUGCUUCCCCAGCCACGGCAGCGCCGCCACCCUCUCCGCCUCCUCCCUCGCCGCGCUGGGCUCCGGGAGCCCCAGGCCCGGCCCCAUGAGCUUCGGCGGAGGCGGCCCGUUCGAGUACAUCAAGGGCGAGGACGGGCGGGUCUCGAUCAAGGUCGUGCCGGAGUUCAUCGCGAGGCUGAUCACGAGAGGGAAAGGGAUCGACGGCAGCGGCAACGGGAAUGGCAACAACGGUUCGGUCAGCCCGUGCAGCGGCCCGCUCUGCAGCACGCCGGAGCUGCAGAAGCAGUACGAGCAGCUGGUCGGGGCGAGGGAGCAAGUGUGGUCGCCGAAGCUCGAGACGAUAUCGGAGUACAAGAAGAUCAGGUAUUCGCCGUGCCGGUUCAUGGGAUUGGAGUGGAAGCAAAAGGAGAAGGAAGGUUAACAUGUGCAUGUCUAUGUGUAGUG